Messenger RNA from Anopheles moucheti, 1212 nucleotides. RefSeq lists its product as uncharacterized. The transcript has 2 exons. Gene Ontology annotation, biological process: regulation of DNA-templated transcription. Gene Ontology annotation, molecular function: double-stranded DNA binding. The record is from RefSeq and is a predicted model, not a curated record. Bases 62 to 934 code for a protein of 290 amino acids. NCBI's taxonomy places the organism in Eukaryota, Metazoa, Arthropoda, Insecta, Diptera, Culicidae.
AUCGCUCACCCUGCUGGACUGCCGUAUAUCACGUUUCCAACAGGAAUAGAAUAAUUUUACCAUGUUUACUAGAUGUUCAGCAACAUUGCUGCGAAGGUACUGCUCUACAAGCAGCUCAUCAAAAUUGGCCGAAACGAUCGCUUCAUCCAUUGACGGUGUGGACAAGGCAAACAUUGGUGCCCUGCUAGCUACCGUACCAGAACUAACCAAAUACGCUCCAGAGCAAUGGUACCGCACAGUGAAUCAACUCGCCGCCGAAGGUUUGGAGGUGGAAAAAAUGCUUUCCAUUAUCGGUGGCCACCCGAGCAUAUUGAUAAGGCCGCCGGAAAAGAUCGCGGAAAGCCUUCACUGUUGGCGAUCCUGCCAGUUUGGAGAUGUGCACAUGAAAGUGCUGCUAUCGGCUCAUCCCUACUUGCUGGAAUACACAAAUCAUGGUCAGCUGGCGCAACGUGUCGCCUUUCUUCACUCCCAUUUUGAGACACGUAAAAACGUGUAUCGAUUGUUUCUGAAUGCACCGAACCUGGUUGUGGAUGAGCACCACGUGACGGAAGCGAAGAUCCUCUAUUUGAUGCAAACCAUGCGACAUGAAGUGCUGGAAGUGGUGAAGUCUUGUGCCUUUGCCUAUGACCUGGACCAUUUACGCUGUCGGCAUACAUUUCUGGAGCGGUUGGGAUUGUUUAAGCCGCGUUCGCUGAAGGUGGAUAAAAGUACACCAACCGGCAAUCCGCCGGUUCAUCAGAUUACUGACACGAGCGAUAAGCGGUUUGCGGUGAAAGUGGCUUACGUUACGCUGGAAGAGUACGAAGUGUUUCAGGAGUUGUUCCGGCGCGAGAUGGGACAGGAUGACGAACGGUACGACAUGGACAAUGAACUAGAUCCGGAUGAAAUGGAAUGUGAACCUAGUAAAAGUGCGUACCGUAAGAAAGGUAGGUAGACCGUGGGCCAGUAGGUGUAGUGUAUAGUUAUGUAUGACUGUAUAACUAUACAGGCAAUAAAGAUACGCGUUUGCAAUGAUUAUAAUGCGAUAGGUAAACAACGGUCGACUGUCGUUAUAACAUGACUUCGUUUAUUAGUUUGUUUAAAGUGAACAGUUUCACUUGCCGAUACAUCAUAUAUAAUCGAGGUUAAAGUUACAAUCAGUAGUCGUAAAGAACAAUCGAUAAUUUUCAUUAUCCAAUUAGAGAAAGCGUUUGGCGCGCGCGCAUAUUUGUU